AUGAUGGAUCGUAUCAGAGAAUACCUGGGGAAAUCCAACAAGCCGGAUCGCGAGGAAUAUGAGCCUCUAGCUGAAGAGGGUCGGGAACAGGAGGGCGCCGCGUUGCUGGAUGGUCAAGAUGAGGUCCCGUUCUCCUGGACUGAGUACCUGAUGUUCGCAUGGUUGGGAAUGGCCAUGUUAUGGGCAUGGAACAUGUUUCUCGCCGCUGCCCCCUACUUCCAAGUCCGCUUCCAAUCCGACGUCUGGAUCGAACAAAACUUCCAAUCCGCAAUCCUCACCGUCUCGACCUUGACGAACCUCACGGCGAUGCUUAUUCUCACAAACAUUCAAUACUCCGCCUCCUACCCCUUCCGCAUCAACCUCGCCCUGAUACUCAACACAGUCAUCUUCUCCCUCUUGACCGCCUCUACCUCCAUGUUCCUCGACAUCUCACCCGGCGCCUACCUCGCCUUCAUCUUGCUCAUGGUUGCCUCCAGCUCAUGGGCCACAGGCCUGAUCCAAAAUGGCGCCUUCGCCUUCGCCGCCUCGUUCGGUCGCCCGGAGUAUAUGCAGGCCCUGAUGGCCGGUCAGGGCGUCGCUGGCGUGCUUCCGCCGAUCGCACAGGUCAUCACUGUUCUCGCGGUCCCCGAGAAAGAGAGCGCCGACGCCGCGGACGCGAUACAAUCGUCCAGCUCCUCGGCGUUCGUGUACUUCCUCGCAGCCGUCGCCGUCUCCGUUUCUGCGCUGGUAGCCUUUAUCCCGCUCGUCCGCCGCCACAACCACAUCGUCGAAAGUCGUAUGGUCGAACAGAUGGCCGAGUCGCUCACCUCUGUGCAGGAAGCGGAGCGAGCCGCCCGGAAGAUUGUCUCGCCCCUCCAACUCCUGAAGAAGCUUCACUGGCUGGCGGGGGCCAUCUUCAUGUGCUUUUCCGUCGCUAUGUUCUUCCCCGUGUUCACCGGCAAGAUUAUCUCCGUCCGCUAUCCGGGCGACGAAAACUCUCCUGCCGGGGCCCUGUUCCGCCCUGCCGCCUUCAUCCCGCUGGCGUUUUUCGCCUGGAAUCUGGGCGACUUGUCCGGCCGCAUGGCCACUAUCCUCCCGUUCUCCCUUCGUCACCGCCCCGCGGCCCUGUUCGGAGUCAGUCUCGCUCGUCUAGGCUUCUUGCCAUUGUAUCUGCUCUGUAACAUAGGAGGCCGCGGCGCGGUGAUUAGCAGCGACUUCUUUUACCUGUUUGUCGUCCAGUUCUUAUUCGGUCUGACGAACGGGUGGUUGGGCUCGAGCUGCAUGAUGGCAGCCGGUGAGUGGGUUGAAGAUAGCGAGCGCGAGGCCACUGGCGGAUUUAUGGGAUUGUGUCUCGUGGCCGGUCUGACGACUGGCAGUCUUCUCAGCUUCACAGCCGCUGGAAUUUAA
Messenger RNA from Colletotrichum karsti, 1386 nucleotides. Its product is annotated as nucleoside transporter family. Gene Ontology annotation, cellular component: plasma membrane; fungal-type vacuole membrane. Gene Ontology annotation, biological process: nucleoside transmembrane transport. The coding region runs from base 1 to 1386 and encodes 461 amino acids. Lineage: Eukaryota; Fungi; Ascomycota; Sordariomycetes; Glomerellales; Glomerellaceae. Gene Ontology annotation, molecular function: nucleobase transmembrane transporter activity; nicotinamide riboside transmembrane transporter activity. The transcript has 2 exons. The record is from RefSeq and is a predicted model, not a curated record.